Messenger RNA from Dicentrarchus labrax (European seabass), 1285 nucleotides. RefSeq lists its product as uncharacterized. The coding region runs from base 39 to 1238 and encodes 399 amino acids. Lineage: Eukaryota; Metazoa; Chordata; Actinopteri; Moronidae. The transcript has 4 exons. The record is from RefSeq and is a predicted model, not a curated record.
GGCGCUUGAAUCCUUCCCUGUACUGUGGUCAAAAGAAGAUGAAGUUGAGAGCCAUGGGACCCAGAGCUGCUGACUUGCAGCUUUACAUGGGCAAUGCACGUCCUCUGCAUUUGCUUCAGGUGCCUGAAACCUGUGGCUACUCAAUGAAGCAAAAUGCACUAGGCCUCAUUUUGGUUGUUCCCUUCGAUGGCUGCAAUGUGAUACAAGAGAAUGGCAACUACGUGUUGUCAAUGAGUUGGCUUGAGACUCCUGUUAAAUUCAAAUGCCCCAUGUUAACAAGUUCUGCUGUAACACCUGCUUCGACUACCCCCAAGGCUGUCCAACAGCCCUGGAAACUUGCUUUCCCUCAUGGGGCCCGUCAUAAGCGCCAUACAAAACAUCCCCUGUCCAACCCCUAUAAUGCCUAUUGGCAGUGGUAUAACUACAUGUAUAUGAUGGCACAAGCCCCUUCUGCUACUACGACUACCAAGCCAUCUACAGAGAAACCCCCUCAAACGAAUCCUCCAGCCUCUCUCAAUUUUUACUACCCUUACUAUUUGCCUCAAUACCCCUACUACGCUCUACCACCCUAUCCAAAUGUGCCAGUGUGGACUGCUACACCAUUGGCCACUACAACUGCCAAAACUACUGGACCUCUCACUAGUGAGAUGACCACAACAGCCCCCUCAUCCACCAUGACUACUCAAAAAAUACCAAACCCCUAUUACCCACUAUAUAUUCCUUAUCCCUACUACCCUCCAGCAGGACAACCACUGCCAGGACUCCCUGAAAAUUCCCAAGUGUACUACUACCACCCAGUUAUCCAACAUUACUAUGGACCAUACCCACAAAUGCAAGUUACACAGCCUCCAACUCUCACAACUGCUAAGCCGGGUAACCCAACUCCCACCACUAAACCGACGACAAAGCCAACAACUGCCUCUGCUGCCACAGCUCAAACAACUUCAUGUACAAAAAAACCCAGCAGUGGCAAGUAUCCAGGCCCACUGAGUCCAUAUGUACCUUACUACCAGCUUCCCUUCACUCCAUACGUUUCAUACCAGGCCAAGGCUGGCAAACUCCCAUAUGACCAGAAAUACAUGCCUCCAGCUGGCUACAAAUCUGAUCUCCAGGCUCGAGCUCACCCACCCCCACAUCCAGGCUUCAACUACUGGCAAUCUGUGCCCUGGCUUCACCAUUCAACAGGCGAAGACAAUUUUCAGUUUGACUGGAAAAAUCUCUACCCUAAACAUGUCUAACUCAGAUGGGGCUAGUGUCCUAUGAUGCUUGGAAAUUUAACUUCAAU